GCGGAGCGCGUGGAGAGCUUCCUGACAGGCAGGCAGCCUUGGGGCGGGGGCUCCGGCUGCCGGGAAGGGGAGAAAGAAGAGACACAGAAGGGGGAAAAGCGGUGCACGAGGGACGCGACGCGACACGAGACAAAGGUGUCCCCCAAGACCUUCAAUUUAUAUUCAACAAGUGCAAUGAAUAUAUAGAGAGUCCCUCCAUGAGAGCCACUGCUUAUCCUGUAAAACACAAAAUGAAAAUCUAACGACAAAGACAAUGUGACGCCAAAGAUUUGGAACCUUUUUUUUGGGGGAGUGAAUGAGAUGCUGAAAGCCUAGGAGCAGCUGCACUCCUGGAGGGCCGGCCUGCCUGUGGACGGAGACGUAAGAUAGCAUUAAGAUGACGGAAGGAAGACUAUGCCAGGUUCAUCUGCUGGACGGGCGGAAGCUGGAGCUCUUAGUUCAGCCCAAGCUGCUGUCCCGAGAGCUGCUCGACUUGGUGUCGUCUCACUUCAACUUGAAAGAGAAGGAGUACUUUGGAAUAACCUUCAUCGACAACUAUGGCCAAUGUAACUGGCUGCAGCUGGAUCGUAGAGUCCUGGAUCACGACUUUUCAAAGAAACCAGGACCAGUAGCCUUGAACUUCUCUGUCAGAUUUUAUAUCGAGAGCAUUUCAUUCCUGAAAGAAAACACAACAGUGGAACUGUUCUUUCUGAAUGCAAAGGCCUGCGUCUUCAAGGAAGACAUUGAAGUGGAAAGUGAAACAGCCUUCAAGCUCGCGGCAUAUACUUUGCAGGAAGCAAAGGGUGAUUUCAAAAGUGAUGAAAGUGCAAGAUCAGAGCUUCAGAAGUUGCCAGCUGUGCCAACAAGGGUUCUUAAAGAGCAUCCUUCACUUGCUUAUUGUGAGGACAAAGUGAUUGAGUACUACAAAAAGCUGAAGGGUAUCACCAGAGGACAAGCGAUUGUGCAAUAUUUGACUCUGGUAGAAUCUCUUCCUACUUAUGGUGUUCACUAUUUUGAAGUCAAGGACAAACAAGGGAUACCAUGGUGGCUUGGAAUUAGUUACAAAGGAAUUGGGCAGUAUGACUUACAAGACAAAGUUAAACCAAGAAAGUUGUUCCAAUGGAAGCAGCUAGAGAACUUAUAUUUUCGUGAGAAGAAAUUUGCUGUUGAAGUCAAUGAACCUCAUAGAGGAACAAUUUCAAAGCGUGCCUUUGGACAGACUGGAUUUGUGAUUUACACAUGGUAUGCAAGUCAUUCCUUGAUUAAGACCAUCUGGGUUAUGGCAAUUAGUCAACAUCAGUUUUACUUGGAUCGAAAACAGAGUAAAGCAAAAAUUCCAACAGCAAGAAGUUUAGGAGAUAUAGCAAUGGAUCUUACUGACAACGGAACCCAAAAUGUAACUCUGAAGGUUAACCUGGAGACCAAGAAUCAGCUUAUUAUGGCGAGCAAUACUAGUCUAGUGUCAUCAGAAUCUCAAGAUGAGUCCAUUGAUGAGCAGAAGAAAGAAAAACUUGCAGAAAUAAAUGAGAAAAAAAAGAACUUACAGGACAUCCUGGCUCAAAAGUUAGAUGAACUGAAAAAGAUUUGCCUGAGAGAGGCGGAGCUGACAGGUAGAUUGCCAAAUGAAUAUCCAUUGUCUGCUGGGGAGACGGCUCCACACGUAAGACGGAGAAUAGGCACGGCUUUUAAGCUUGACGAUCUAUCACAUGCAGAGGAUCCUGACUUGCACACCCUGGAAAGCAGGUUUUCUCUGCAACAGAAGAUUGUAGAGGCAGCAAAAAAACUAGCUACUGAGCCUGAACUAUGCAAAACUGUAAGGAAAAAAAGAAAGCAAAACCUAUAUGAUGCAGUUAAAAAACUGCAGGAAAUUGAAGAUGCAAUAAAUGAAUACCGAAUCAGAGUUGGGAAGAAACCUACUCAGAGAGCCUCACUUAUAUUUUCAGAUGAGGUGAUUCCUUCAGAAAGUAGCUCCCUGUCUGACAGUCUCAUCUUUGAUGAUGAUGAUUCAGUUGUGUCUCAACGGACCCCUAGUCGAUCUGUUCAGUACUCCCCCAGGCAUCAUCCUCCACAGUCUUUUAAUACUUCUGUUUCAGACCACGUCGGGAGAUUUGAUGACAGUGAUGACAUACAAAGCGUCUCUCACUCCCUCUAUAGAGAGAGCCCAGCAGUGUACGAUCAUUAUUCUUAUGCCACCACCGGAAGAUUUCCUAGCAUGCCACAAACUCCACUUUUGUCUCACAGCAUCAGUCAGCCACGGCAACGGAGUGGGAGCCUGGAAUCCCAGUUUGUUUCUGAAAGCGAUCCGGAAAAGCCACGUUUCUUGUUAGACCAAGGAAGAAGUAACAGUACAGAAGUCUUGGAUGAUGGAUCUUCAUACACUAGUCAGUCCAGCACUGAAUGCAACAGCACAACUAGACGACCAAACCAUCACUAUCGCACUGUGGGGAAUAUGAGGCACAAGAAACAAAACUAUGCCAAUACAGGCAGCAUGCCAAAUUUAGCCCAAAAUGACUUGAGACAUUACACGUACCAGUCUGUGUCACCUCAGAUGUCAACUGCAUACUGCAUUACAGGAUAUGUGCCUUACACUGACACAGAGCCAUUCUCCAAUGGAGGUUGUGUUUAUGAAAAUGAAUCAGAGGGACGUUAUUAUCUCAAUACCUCUUAUCCUGCUCCAUACUAUGGACAUGAAAAAUACCUUGACUAUCCCGAACAGGAUGAGACUGAUCACUUUGCCCAUAAUCCUUAUGCAACUAUAAGACCUCCCAGAGGCCGACAAGUUACAGCCACACAGGAUGUAACAAAAAAUAUCCAGAAGGCACUGGUGGCAGAACAGCUUCGUGGCUGGUACAAACGGGCUGCUGUACACAGGGAUCAUGGACGGAACCUGCAGGCGGGUUACGAGUUUGACAGAAGAUCGAUGCAAAGCUUGGGUUAUUCAUCUGCUCCAGGACCUUUCACACCUAACAACAGAGUACCUUCAUUUCCUUCAGUUUCCUCUGGAGCAAGAAAUUGGCAAAGUCAGAUGAAUGUUGGCUCGGUGGAUUAUGAGGCCUCUAUAAACCAACAGCUACACUAUAGCAGUCCUCAUGGCCGCUCCUACAGUAGCACUCCUCUUCACAGCAGAUCCUACGUCGAUUUGAAUCACCUGGAUGGGAUGGUCAGAGAUCAUUUGGAAAGCAAAGAUGAAGAGCAGCAGAUGCUUUACUGGCAUGAGGACUCCAAGCCAGGGACGAUAGUGUAGCAUCGCCUUUUACACCUGACCUCAGUAGCACUGUGCCGUUUCAUGAUGUGCCUUGCUCCAAACGUUUACUGUACUACCAAGGAUGGUUUAUUACAAAAUGGAAAAUAAGUCGAUCCAAAAGAGAAAGUAGCUGGAUUUCAAGACGUCCUGUAGGGUUGGGAUUUUCAGCUCCGCUCAGAUGCAGAACUCCGUUGGUGUCACAGUUACUCGGACGUCUCUAAUAAUAAAGUCGUGUUGUGACGGCACUCAUGUUAGACUUAGCACUUGGACAUACCGUAGCUGUACAGUAAGUAGCAUCUUGAUGACUCCCACCUCCAUCAGCCGAGCUCGUUCAGUGUCACAAGGUUGGCCAUUUUUCUGUGUCACGAUGACACAAAGGGUAUCAAGUGUUCCGGAACGUGACACACACAUGAAUGCUGUCCUUAACGUUACAACACAGAGAGGAUGGCAUGCAUUUUGAAAACCUAAAGCCAGCAUUGUAAUGCUCACUACAUCGGUUCUUUUUUCCGGCAUAUAUCACAAAAAAAAAAUAAACCUUUUCAGAUUUA
Messenger RNA from Polypterus senegalus (gray bichir), 3771 nucleotides. Its product is annotated as FERM domain-containing protein 4B-like. Gene Ontology annotation, molecular function: cytoskeletal protein binding. NCBI's taxonomy places the organism in Eukaryota, Metazoa, Chordata, Cladistia, Polypteriformes, Polypteridae. The record is from RefSeq and is a predicted model, not a curated record. The transcript is spliced from 25 exons. Gene Ontology annotation, biological process: establishment of epithelial cell polarity. The coding region runs from base 377 to 3223 and encodes 948 amino acids. Gene Ontology annotation, cellular component: cytoskeleton; bicellular tight junction; adherens junction.